AUGGGCAACUGCGUGUCGAGCGACGGGCGCGACGGCCGAGCGGCUGCGCGGCAAGCACAAAGGUUCGGCUGGCAAAAACACUCCCCCUCCCGCGUCUGCUCCGUCGGCGCUGCCCAGAGGCUAACCCAGGACGGACGAAUUGUUGCCGCAUGUACGGAGUACAGUAGCGUCGGCGACGGCCCCUGCACGAACCCGCAGGACGACACGCUGACAGGGUGGAACAUUCCGAGGCGUGCCAACGUGCAGCAGCACCACUGCCGACAGCCCUGCCCGCCGCCGCCACCGCCACCGCGCGAGAGCCGCGAGAGCCGCGAGACAGCAGGGUGGAGAUCCGUCUCUCCCCUUUCCUCCAACGCGCCCGGGGAUCUCGGCACCAUCUCUGACCUUUCCGACGACGACGACGACAGGGCAGGCUGGCGAGCGAGGUGA
Ustilaginoidea virens is the source of this 429-nucleotide messenger RNA. RefSeq lists its product as uncharacterized. Bases 1 to 429 code for a protein of 142 amino acids. Lineage: Eukaryota; Fungi; Ascomycota; Sordariomycetes; Hypocreales; Clavicipitaceae. The record is from RefSeq and is a predicted model, not a curated record. The transcript has 2 exons.